AUGGAACCCACGAUGUGGGGCAAUUUUCCUGAAGAUCUCUGGUUCGAAAUCCUUCAAAGGGUUCCGGCCAAAUCCCUCGUCAAAUUCACCAAAGUCUCUAAAUCCUGGUAUGCCCUCAUCACAAGUUCUAGGUUUAUCAAAACUCAUCUAGCCAGGAUCCAAACUGAGAGGAGCUCCAAAUCCAUUCUCAUUCGAUGUUAUUCUAUAAGUGAAAAACAAGAGCGUUACUCGGUGCACCCAGACAAUGAUGAUUUCAUCCUUCAAAGUUCGGAACUCGAGCUUCCACGCGCAUCCCGUUCCCGUGAUUGGGGUUAUCGUAUUGUAGGCAGCUGCAAUGGGUUGCUUUGUUUGUGGGAUGAUGUGGAUGGAACUUGCGCAAAACCAAUUUUUGUUUGGAACCCUUCUAUGGGAAAGUGGAUAGAAUUGCCCUCACCCAAAAUUGAUCCCUACUCAGAAAAUGUUAUCCUUGGUUUUGGUUUUGAUUUGCAGGGACUUGAUCAUAAAGUGGUCAGAUAUGUACUUGAAGAUAAAAUUGGUGGGGUUGCUGAAGUGUAUUCGCUCAACUCGAAAUGUUGGAGGAAAGUGCCUAUUGUUCCUCCCCGUCAUUAUAUUUCUUGUCCCUCAACCCCGGUGCUCGUUAAUGGGAUUGUUCAUUGGCUGGUUUUUCAUGGGGAAUGCGAACGGAUCUUAUUUUUGGGGUUUGAUUUGAAGGAUGAAACUUUUAGUGAGAUUUUUUUGCCUCAACAUUUAACUUGGCGUCAUUUUGUAAGGUUGUUGCCUUUUAUACAUGAGGAUUGUCUUGCUAUAUCAGAGUAUGAUCAUGUUAUUCAUGUAUCCAGUUAUAAUCAGUGCAAUGGAUACUGCAACAUUUGGGUGAUGAAGGAAUAUGGAAAUGUGGAGUCUUGGGAAAUUCUGUUUAAGAUUAAGCUGGAAGAAGGGAUUCAACAAGUGAUCGGAUUGAGACAGAGUGGUCAUUACCUGGCAACCAAGGGUAAUAUGGCUGUGGAUGAAAUUGUGGCUAUGAUGCCUGGCAACCAAUGUAGAGUAAGAUCAUUGGUUUCGUUUGAUCCGAACAAUAGCAAAGCAGUGAAGGAUCUUGAGAUUGUUGGCACAGAGUUUUCAAUCUAUGCUUUACCUUUUCUGGAAAGCCUGGUCCUGCUUGAAGGCCGAUGCAGAUUUUAG
Messenger RNA from Oldenlandia corymbosa var. corymbosa, 1182 nucleotides. NCBI's taxonomy places the organism in Eukaryota, Viridiplantae, Streptophyta, Magnoliopsida, Gentianales, Rubiaceae. The record is from the annotation of a GenBank genome assembly.